AGGAUUAGAUGGUGGUUGGCAGUAACGCAUACCUCGGAGCAAUCUCUCAUUGAAGCAAAAUUUGGGGCUCAGUUCGGGAGCUGAUGUUGACGUUGCCCGAGACAUUUUUGGAUUCUCGGCUUUUGUAGACCCCCGUCCCGAUUUGCCCUUUUCAGUCCAAAACCACUCCAGAUUGUACCACGUUCAAGGGGUGCACGAAAGCAGUAGAUAAGUGGCGGGAUGCACGAUGAGUAAUAGAAUGGUAUCCGGAAGCCCUGCGAGGGUCAACAAGUUUUCUUAGCCAGAUACUGCGAUAAAAUGCGACCAAAAACUAAGGGGUUCGGCAAGGAUAAAUGACGCUUGGCUCUUUGUGGAGGAUUAUGUGCAGUUGAGAGUCACAGACAAGACCCGAGGCGUUCGUGUUGGAUGGACGAUCGAUUGAAUCAUAAGGUAUUUGCCUAAAACGGCUAGAUUCUUAUCGAUAGCUCUCGAUCACGGGACUUCGUGACCCGUGACGCGUUUCAUCCCAUUGUAAGAGAACUUCAACGUCCUUUCAGCAUUUGCAUUGUACCUUGAAUUAUAUCAAAAAGCGAUACUUGUUAGCAUUCCAUCCAGAUAGAUAUCCAUCCGUAUAGAGAUUUGUUGAGAGUGGACAUUCAUCUGUACAAACUACCUUAUCAUCAUCAUGCCCGAGCUAGCCGAAGUCUCACGUAUCGUCCAUUUCAUACGCCAGCAUCUUGUCGGCAAGACCCUCUCCAAGGUAUCUACGCAAAAUGAUGACAUUGUUUAUGGUAAAGCGGGAACUAGUGCUUCGGAGUUUCAGAAAGCAAUGGAGGGAAAGAAGAUCGUUGGUGCAGGGCAGCAAGGCAAAUACUUCUGGAUAGCCAUGGCGUCGCCGCCGCAUGUCGUAAUGCAUUUUGGCAUGGCAGGCUGGCUAAAAAUUCGAAAUGCUGACACAUACUACUACCGGACUGACAAGCCACAAGACAAAGAAUGGCCCCCUAAGUACUGGAAAUUCUUGCUGGAAACGGAUGAGGACCCAAAGACAGAGGCUGCAUUUGUUGACUUCCGCAGACUAGGCAGGAUACGACUGGUGGAUUGCCCUGCGGAGCAGAUUCGAAACUUCAGCCCCCUCAAAGAGAACGGUCCAGACCCUGUGGCGGAUAAGGACACCGUGACAGAAGACUGGCUGGCAGGCAAGCUAAGGAGCAAGAAGGUCCCCGUCAAGGCUUUACUUCUGGACCAAGCGAACAUAAGCGGGAUUGGCAAUUGGAUGGGAGAUGAGAUUCUCUACCAUGCGAGAAUUCACCCAGAGCAAUAUAGCAACACCUUGACUGACGAUCAAGUCAAAGAACUUCACUCAGCCAUUCAUUACGUCUGCUCAACCUCGGUGGAUUUGCUGGCAGACUCCGACAGGUUUCCUGAGGACUGGCUGUUCAAAUACCGAUGGUCGAAAGGGAAGAAAACUGCCUCUCCCACUUUACCGAAUGGUGAUAAGAUUACUUUCCUUACUGUCGGUGGUAGGACAAGUGCUGUGGUCCCAAGUGUGCAGAAAAAGACCGGCCCUGUAACGAAGGACGUCAAGACUGAGGAGGACGGUGCGCAGAAUAAACGGAAGCGAGGAAUAGUGCCUAAAGUUGAGAGUGAUGCGGAGGCAAGCGAGGAAGAGCCAAAGACGAAGAAAGCAGGAUCAAAAAAGGGAGCCAAGCCGACCAAGAAAGCUGAAGAGGAGAAAAAACUCGAAGUAGACGGUACAUCGUCUACGGGGAGGAGGCGUUCCACUCGGCUCAAGAAAUGAGCUCUGGGAUGCUGCUUUGCCCUUACAAUCUCUCGGGUCUUUGAUAAUUGAACCAUGUAAUUUACACCAAAAAU
This is a messenger RNA of Aspergillus caelatus, 1851 nucleotides long. RefSeq names its product putative formamidopyrimidine-DNA glycosylase. The transcript is spliced from 2 exons. The coding region runs from base 665 to 1777 and encodes 370 amino acids. Gene Ontology annotation, cellular component: nucleus. Gene Ontology annotation, biological process: base-excision repair. Gene Ontology annotation, molecular function: zinc ion binding; DNA-(apurinic or apyrimidinic site) endonuclease activity; DNA N-glycosylase activity. Lineage: Eukaryota; Fungi; Ascomycota; Eurotiomycetes; Eurotiales; Aspergillaceae. The record is from RefSeq and is a predicted model, not a curated record.